Daucus carota subsp. sativus is the source of this 1853-nucleotide messenger RNA. RefSeq names its product xanthotoxin 5-hydroxylase CYP82C4-like. The transcript has 2 exons. Bases 107 to 1678 code for a protein of 523 amino acids. The record is from RefSeq and is a predicted model, not a curated record. Lineage: Eukaryota; Viridiplantae; Streptophyta; Magnoliopsida; Apiales; Apiaceae. Gene Ontology annotation, molecular function: iron ion binding; oxidoreductase activity, acting on paired donors, with incorporation or reduction of molecular oxygen; monooxygenase activity.
CAAGUGCAGACAUUUUAUAUUGCAGUGCUCCAUUAUUGACAUCCUGGUGUAUUACUUGUGCUAUAUACUGGUUUGCUAGUAAAGACAUAUAUGCAAAACUUGUGUGAUGGAGCCUGUGCUUGUACUACAAAUAGUUGGUAGUUUUGUUGCAUUACUCUUGUUCUAUAGCUUAUGGUCAUCAAGAACCAAAAAUUAUGAGAAAAUACUGGCCCCAAAACCAGAGGGAGCCUGGCCAAUCUUGGGCCACUUCCCGCUACUUGCUGGAACUGAUCCUGUUUUCAGGAUUUUAGGAGCCAUGGCCGAUAAAUAUGGUCCCGUGUUUAGAAUCCAGCUCGGCUUGCACCACGCCCUGGUUGUGAGUAGCAAGGAAGCAGUGACCGAGAUUUUCACUACUAAUGAUCUUAUUUUCAUGACUCGUCCUAAAGCACUUGCUCUGAAAUACAUGGGUUAUAAUGGUGCAUUGUUUGGAUUAGCACCGUAUGGUCCUUAUUGGCUGAAGAUGCGCAAAAUUUCCACCUUUGAGGUUCUAUCAAACAGCCGCCUGGAGCUACUCAAACCUGUGAGAGCUUCUGAAGUGACUACAUGCAUCAAGGAGCUCUACUCACUCUGCUGCACCAAUGAGGAGGUAGGUUCCGCCACUUUUGACAUGGCUAAAUGGCUGCAACAGGUGAUUAGCAAUUUAAUGACACAAAUGAUUGCUAGGAAGCGGUAUAACAGUAUUGGCCAAGGUGAGAAAGCAAUGGAAUCAAAGCGCUUCAAAAAAGCUUUUGAAGAUUUCUUUUCUUUAGUCGGAGCUUUUGAACUUUCAAACGUGAUACCAUUUACUGAAUGGAUGGAUUUGCAAGGAAAUCGUAGGGCCAUGAGAAGGACAGCAAAGGAGUUGGACUUCUUUAUGAGUUCUUGGCUCGACGAACAUAUUGAGGGCAGGGCCAGAAAAGGCAAGUCAAAAGAGGAUCGCGACUUCAUUGAUGUGAUGAUAUCGUUGUUUGAAGAAUCAGAUGGUUUUAUAUAUGGACACAAAACAGAAGAUGUUAUAAAGGCCACUGUCAUGACAAUUAUUUUUGCAGGAGCUGAUGCCUCUUCAGUUACCUUGACAUGGGCAGUUGCAUUACUUUUAAAGCAUAAGGAAGUGUUACUAAGAGCCCAACAAGAACUUGACACCCAUAUUGGAAAAGAACGAUGGGUAGAAGAAUCAGAUAUCAAGCAUCUGGUAUACCUCCAAGCCAUCAUAAAAGAAUCAUUACGACUCUACCCUGCUGGUCCCCUGUCAGUGCCUCGUGAGACCUUAGAGGAUUGCACCAUAUCAGGUCAUUAUGUCCCAAAAGGGACUCAACUUUUGGUGAAUAUCUGGAAACUCCAUCGAGACUCAGGAACAUGGACUGACCCUUACAAAUUUCAACCAGAGAGGUUUCUGACUAGUCACGCAGGAAUUGACGUAAGAGGUCAGCAGUUUGAGUUCAUUCCAUUCAGCUCGGGAAGGAGAUCGUGUCCUGGAAUGACAGCCAGUAUGCAAAUGAUGCAACUAACACUAGCUCGUCUACUUCAGGGCUUCAAUUUGGCUACUCCCAUGAAUGAACCAGUUGAUAUGACUGAAGCAGCAGGGAUAACUGUGCAUAGAAAAUAUCCAUUACAAGUUGUGCUUAGUCCACGCCUCCCAAGUAGGCUUUACCAGGAAUAGGUUAUACACCAUCUGGACUUCAUCAGUGGCCAUUGUUGAUGCAUGUGUGUGUUAAUAAUUACUCUUUUGUACAUGUUAAAUAAGGGAAUUUCCAUUAAUCUGUUUGAUAUUUCCUAGUCGUCGUGAAAAAAUCAAGAAAAUUUUGGUACUAUGUUUGUACUGCUUUCAAACACUA